This is a messenger RNA of Amyelois transitella, 1901 nucleotides long. It is a transcript of the gene Sert, whose product is annotated as sodium-dependent serotonin transporter. NCBI's taxonomy places the organism in Eukaryota, Metazoa, Arthropoda, Insecta, Lepidoptera, Pyralidae. Gene Ontology annotation, cellular component: membrane; neuron projection. The record is from RefSeq and is a predicted model, not a curated record. Gene Ontology annotation, biological process: serotonin uptake; sodium ion transmembrane transport. Gene Ontology annotation, molecular function: serotonin binding; serotonin:sodium:chloride symporter activity. Bases 1 to 1860 code for a protein of 619 amino acids. The transcript is spliced from 13 exons.
AUGGCAUGGCAUUCUGACAACCCUAACAUAAACGGGGAGAGCCCAGGGCCGGAGCGGCGGAACGGCGAGUGCGACCCCCCGGAGAUGGCGUCCCCGGGGACUCCGCCCGCGGCCUCCGCACCCCCCGGGGAUGCUCCACCGCCGGUACCCACCUCUCAAACCCAAAAGACCAGAUCGGUGAUGGUGUCUUUGACCCCGGAGCGUCAGCGGGAGACCUGGGCCAAGAAGGCGGAGUUCCUGCUGGCUGUGGUGGGCUUCGCAGUGGACCUUGGCAACGUCUGGAGAUUCCCUUACAUCUGCUACCAGAACGGAGGGGGCGCGUUCCUCAUCCCGUACUGCGUGAUGCUGCUGUUUGGCGGUCUACCGCUGUUCUUCAUGGAGCUCGCCCUCGGACAAUACCACCGAUGCGGCUGCCUCACGCUUUGGAAGAGGAUCUGUCCAGCGCUGAAAGGUGUGGGCUACGCCAUUUGUAUGAUAGACAUCUACAUGGGGAUGUAUUACAAUACCAUCAUUGGCUGGGCUGUGUACUACCUGAUAGCUUCGAUAGCUUCCAUCAACUCCGUGCUGCCUUGGACCAGCUGUAACAACGAGUGGAACACCCCCCUUUGUACCCCGGUCACAUCGCCGCAGAUCAACCCGAAUGCGUCCACGCCUGCUAAAGAGUUUUUUGAACGUAACGUGUUAGAGCAACAACGUUCUAACGGCUUAGACGACAUGGGGCCCAUCAAGCCGUCACUUGCUCUGUGCGUGGUGGGGGUGUUCGUUCUCGUCUACUUCUCUCUGUGGAAGGGAGUCAGGAGCACUGGGAAGGUGGUGUGGGUAACGGCCUUGGCUCCGUACGUUGUACUGCUGAUCUUGCUGGCCAGAGGAGUCACCCUGCCAGGGGCUACUGAAGGCAUCCGAUAUUAUCUCACUCCGGAGUGGCACAAACUGUUGAACUCCAAGGUAUGGAUCGACGCCGCCUCCCAGAUCUUCUUCUCCCUGGGCCCAGGGUUCGGCACCCUCCUGGCGCUCUCCAGCUACAACAAGUUCAACAACAACUGCUACCGGGACGCCCUCAUCACGUCUUCCAUCAACUGCCUCACAAGCUUCCUCGCUGGAUUUGUUAUAUUUUCUGUUUUAGGGUACAUGGCUCACGUCCAAAACAAGAGCAUAGAAGAAGUCGGCUUGGAAGGUCCAGGACUGGUUUUCAUCGUGUACCCUGAAGCCAUUGCAACAAUGACCGGCUCCGUGUUCUGGGCCAUCAUCUUCUUCCUCAUGCUCAUCACCUUGGGUUUGGACAGCACGUUCGGAGGUCUAGAAGCGGUGACGACGGCGCUGUGUGACGAGUACCCCCGGCUGCUGGGGAGACACCGGGAGAUCUUCGUGGCGGUCCUCUGCCUCUUCAUAUACAUCUGUGCACUACCCACAACUACUUAUGGUGGAGUAUACCUCGUAGACCUUCUGAACGUGUACGGCCCGGGGCUGGCGAUCCUGUUCGUGGUGUUCGCGGAGGCGGCUGGCGUCUGCUGGGUGUACGGGGUGGACAAGUUCUCAGAGGACGUGAGGAGCAUGCUGGGACACUCCCCCGGCUGGUUCUGGAGGGCUUGCUGGUCUUACAUCAGUCCGGUCUUCCUUCUCGUUCUGUUUGUGUUCUCCGUGCUGGCUCACGAGGAGAUGCUGGGCGGGGAGUACACCUACCCCCCGUGGUCCAUCACCGUGGGUUGGGUCAUGACCGGCACCACUGUCUCGUGCAUCCCACUGUACAUCGUGUACAAGUUCCUUAUUACGCCCGGCAGCUUUACUACCCGUAUUAAAAUGAUCACCCGUCCGGAGAUGACGUCCAUACCUCCGGCAGACGCCACCAUCUGCAACCUGUGACUGCCACAUGACUUCCACCCAGUUUUGGACUCCAAGCCGCC